UAUAUCGAUAAACGGCAAGGACUUCAUGCGCGGACAUACAUCCUUUAGUUUCCGAGCAAGAUUGAACGAACUGGCGGUAUAAAACGUUGCGUCUAUCAGUUAGUGCGAUCAUAUACCGAGCAGUGUGCGACAAGUGUGGGCCGCAAAUAACAGAAUUUAUCGAACAGUAAUCAUGUCGCCAAUUUUGGGUAUACUGUUAAUCACUACUGUAGCAUUGGCCUCUCCUUUCUCUGACAAUGUCUGUACAACAAACUCGGACUGUUCAUCGGAUAAAUGCUGUUUACUACCACCUUCGAGGUACGCGAUACCAAAUUGUAUGCCGCUUCAACAGAAAGGCGAUCAAUGUCGCAUAAAUGCCAAUACUAUUACCACUAACUUAACUUACCCGGACAAUAGCCAACUGAAAGUUGUGAAUGUACAUUAUAUCUUGUGUCCCUGCGCUACAGGGUUAUCCUGCAAUUUGAAAAAUGGCAUAUGCGAAUAGAAGCACAUUUCCGUCACUUCAAGAGAUCACAAAUGUUAGACAGUUGUAUAUGUGCUCAGGAUGAAAUGUAUUAUUUCUGCUAAAAAAACGUUAUAAUAAAUAAAGAUAUAUUAACUGUCA
Messenger RNA from Odontomachus brunneus, 604 nucleotides. RefSeq names its product astakine-like. The transcript has 3 exons. The record is from RefSeq and is a predicted model, not a curated record. Bases 173 to 484 code for a protein of 103 amino acids. Lineage: Eukaryota; Metazoa; Arthropoda; Insecta; Hymenoptera; Formicidae.